Penicillium argentinense is the source of this 1962-nucleotide messenger RNA. RefSeq lists its product as uncharacterized. Gene Ontology annotation, molecular function: DNA-binding transcription factor activity, RNA polymerase II-specific; carboxy-lyase activity; DNA binding. Gene Ontology annotation, biological process: regulation of DNA-templated transcription; DNA-templated transcription. The record is from RefSeq and is a predicted model, not a curated record. The coding region runs from base 1 to 1962 and encodes 653 amino acids. NCBI's taxonomy places the organism in Eukaryota, Fungi, Ascomycota, Eurotiomycetes, Eurotiales, Aspergillaceae. The transcript has 6 exons.
AUGAACCCCGUCACCCAAGACGAAGCCGACCGAGUCCUCCGCCAAAAAGCCCGCAAAUACGAAUCCCACGCCUGCUAUCCCUGCCGCAAGCGCAAGGUCAAAUGCGACGGCUCCCAGCCUUGUCGAACCUGCAUCCGCCGCGAGCAUCCGGGAAUCUGCUCGUUCCAGACUCAAACUCCACGCAGGGAGAGGGGCAGGGGUCCUUCGACGCCGCUGUCUGUUCGGACGCCUGCUUCUGCGUCUGCACGUGUUACACGGCAGGGGCAUACUAAUCCGAUUGGGAAUGCGGCAGGGGAUUGGCGUAUUGCAGAUGCAGGGGUAAGUUCUGGUGCUGACAAUUCCGAGCCCCGGCCGGAUGAUGCGUCCAAGGAUUACGUUUACUCUGGGGAUAAUUCGGUUGUGUCGAUCUUGCGGCUUAGAGGGCUGAAUGCGAAUGAUUCCGUUGCGAGGGAGGUUGGUUCUGUGCUUGGGUUGCAGAAUACGUUUAGUUCGUACCCGUUUAUGGAUUCGAAGACGCCGGGUGAGCGGUGGCGGUCGUUGUUGGGUGUUUUGCCUCAGCGGGCGGAAGUUUUGAAGUUCUUCCACUACUACCGCAUCACUGCGUACCCGUUCAACCCCAUCCUCGCUGAUAUGGAUCGUUUCGAGUUGGAUCUUUGCACGUACUUGAAUGCGCACGCUGGAGGGGACCUGCGUAAUCCCGAAUGUAUCUCGGAGCGUUGGGCGACUGAUAAGUCGGUUGGUCAUAUCAGUUUGUUGCUCGCUACGCUUGCUGCUGGGGCCCAUUACUCGGAUAUUGAGUAUCCGCAGCGAUUAGAGCUUUCUACGGAUUUUGCCCGCCGAUCCUUUCACGCCCUUCGGCUCGCGAAUUUCCUCUUCCGCCCUUCGCUGGACAUCAUCCAAGCCCUGCUGGUCCUAGGAAACACCCUACAAAAUAUGGGCCAGUCCGACGCAGCGUGGGCUUUGCUCGGUACAACAGUCCGACUGGCGCAGACAAUGGGCUUGCACACAGAACGGGGCUCAGCUCAUUGGCCCGAAUAUGUUCGAUCAAAAGCGAAGGCUCUCUGGUCAACAAUUGUCUGGCAGGAUAGUCUGUUAUGCCUCUGCUACGACCGAGCCCCCAUUGUCUCCGUCUCCGGCUGGCCCUCCGGCCCAUCCUUCUUCGAGCGAACAAACCUCUCCUACGCAGACACGAUGCACUACCUCUGUCGACUCGGCUUGAUCAUCAUGUGCCCGCAAGGCUACGGCGUAACCGAAGCAGACCGUGCGAUCGAAACCCUGCAAAAUAUGGAUGCUCUCCACCAGCGCGGACAACCCCACCUCCUAGACCGAGGAAAUUGCGCAACAAUGCAGCAGCACCUAGAACACCUCGCGCUGAAAAUGCACACUUCUUUCUGCGUAUCCGUCAUCUGCCGUCCGGCGAUGAAACAAUCACAGACGCAACUACCGCAUAUGGAGAUCCUGCGCUCGCGCGCGAAGGGCAGUCUCAUCGAUGCUUCGAGGGCAUUUCUCGAUUUCGAGGCGCUGAGCGUUGUCCCGCUACGCAGCUGGUCGAUGGUUCAUACUGUCCUUAGCUCGACGUUGUUGCUGUGUAUCUGGGAGGAGACGCGGAGUGACCCUGAAUGUCGGGAUUUGCAGCAGAGGGUUAUUGACGUGUUUUCCUCGUCAGAUUCGAGGUCGGAUGAUAGGACGGUGUUAAAUGAGACGGAUGGACAGUGGUUAUCUGAGCGGCAUAUUCGGGCGCUUGUUACGUUGAGAAGUGCGCUUGAUCGGGAGGAGGACCGGGGAGUUGUUGACAGUGAGCAGCUUGAUACGAGGUUAGGGGCUGUGCCGCCGUUUAAUGCUGGUGAUCUCGAUGGCGAUUUCGACUUGUCGAAUCCGUUUGAUAUUUCGCCUGUUACGUAUCUUGAUUCGAUUAUGAAUGUGCCCAUUUUCGAUAUGACGCAGGAAUAUGGGUUCCCGUGA